Messenger RNA from Durio zibethinus, 1761 nucleotides. Its product is annotated as ruvB-like protein 1. Gene Ontology annotation, molecular function: ATP hydrolysis activity; ATP binding; ATP-dependent activity, acting on DNA. NCBI's taxonomy places the organism in Eukaryota, Viridiplantae, Streptophyta, Magnoliopsida, Malvales, Malvaceae. The record is from RefSeq and is a predicted model, not a curated record.
GCCUUUUUUUUCACAAAAAAAGCCAGGUUACAGCAGCUGCUCAAAGCUCAAGGCUCAAAGCCUCGAACUUGAAGCUUCCUUCCUUCUUUCCACUAAAACAAAAGGCGGCCAUUAACAUAGACAAAAGAAAAGUGAAGUAGAGAAAAAGAAAGGAAAUAGAGGGACAAAAUGAAGAUCGAAGAGGUUCAAUCAACGGCCAAAAAGCAGAGAAUCGCUACUCACACUCACAUCAAAGGCCUUGGUCUCGAUGCGAAUGGAAAUGCCAUUCCUUUGGCUGCAGGUUUUGUGGGGCAAUCAGAGGCAAGGGAAGCAGGUGGACUUGUGGUGGAUAUGAUAAGACAGAAGAAGAUGGCUGGCCGUGCACUUCUUCUAGCUGGGCCUCCUGGUACUGGGAAAACAGCUUUGGCCCUUGGAAUAUCCCAAGAGCUUGGGAGCAAGGUUCCAUUCUGUCCAAUGGUUGGAUCUGAGGUAUACUCAUCCGAGGUGAAGAAAACUGAGGUUUUGAUGGAAAAUUUCCGACGGGCUAUUGGUUUACGUAUCAAGGAAAAUAAAGAAGUCUAUGAAGGAGAGGUUACUGAACUCUCUCCUGAAGAAACAGAAAGUGUAACAGGUGGUUAUGGUAAAAGCAUUAGUCAUGUAAUUAUUGGAUUGAAAACUGUCAAAGGAACAAAACAACUGAAGUUGGACCCUACAAUCUAUGAUGCCUUGAUUAAAGAAAAGGUAGCUGCUGGAGAUGUUAUAUAUAUUGAAGCAAAUAGUGGAGCGGUCAAAAGGGUUGGCAGAAGUGAUGCUUUUGCCACAGAAUUUGACCUUGAAGCAGAAGAAUAUGUCCCACUUCCCAAAGGAGAGGUUCACAAAAAGAAAGAGAUUGUGCAGGUUGUUAACCGGUAUAUUGAUGAAGGUGUGGCAGAGCUCGUCCCAGGAGUUCUAUUCAUUGAUGAGGUGCAUAUGCUAGACAUGGAGUGCUUUUCAUACUUGAAUCGUGCUUUAGAGAGCUCGCUAUCUCCAAUAGUAAUUUUUGCUACAAAUAGAGGAAUAUGUAAUGUGAGGGGCACUGAUAUGAAUAGUCCUCACGGCAUACCUGUUGACUUAUUGGACAGAUUGGUGAUCAUCCGUACACAGAUUUAUGGUCCUGCUGAAAUGAUACAGAUUUUAGCAAUUCGUGCACAGGUGGAAGAACUGGUUGUAGAUGAAGAAAGUCUGGCAUUCCUAGGAGAGAUCGGACAAAACACAUCAUUAAGGCAUGCAGUUCAGCUGUUAUCGCCUGCUAGCAUCGUGGCAAAAAUGAAUGGUCGAGACAGCAUUUGCAAGGCGGAUCUUGAGGAAGUAAGCAAGCUAUAUAUAGAUGCCAAGUCUUCGGCAAAGAUUCUUCAAGAGCAGCAGGAAAAAUACAUUUCAUGAAGCAGUUUUAGCUUGAGUUUUGUUGUGUAUUGUGUUUUGAGUAGCUCCCUUUCUCAGUGGUAGCUGUAGAAAGCAGAAGGGUUUAACUCAAGGAUACUGCUUUAGUUUGUUAAUUGAUCAUUAGUUAUGUGUAAUGCAAAAUGAGUUACAAUUUGUUUGCUGAACUUGUAGCACAAAUCUGUCCCACACUCUUUUUCCUUAAAUUGAACAUUGAAUCUCCAUGUAUAAAUUCGAUUCUCUUUUCUUUCUAUCUUCUUAUUUCGGUCUGCAAAAUAAGUAAUUUUUCUGUAUUUUAAAUAUUUGUUAUGUUUAUUGAAUAUAGCAUACAUCGAAUAAGUAAUUUCAGUUGCUGAGGCACGU